Messenger RNA from Exaiptasia diaphana, 1634 nucleotides. Its product is annotated as bromodomain-containing protein 8. Lineage: Eukaryota; Metazoa; Cnidaria; Anthozoa; Actiniaria; Aiptasiidae. Bases 6 to 1466 code for a protein of 486 amino acids. Gene Ontology annotation, cellular component: NuA4 histone acetyltransferase complex. The record is from RefSeq and is a predicted model, not a curated record. The transcript has 13 exons.
UCAAAAUGGCGGCCUCCUUUCAAGCUCAAAAGCAUAAAUCCGGUCACGGACAGUCUCAAGAAGAAUGGACAGUUCGCGAAAAACUUGCCUUGGCAUCUUCAGUUCAAAGAAGUGGGGAUCAAAACUGGGUAUCUGUCAGCAGGGCCAUUAAACCAAUUAAUGAGACAGGAUGCCUUGGAAAGGUUCGCCCUCCAGACUUUUUUUCACAAAAGAACUGUGCAAUUCUUUACUCUCAAAUGCUGGAAAAGGUCAAUACACCAAAGAGGAAAAGGACAAAUGAUACUGGAGCAGGAGAAACACCUGGUGAACAGAUUAUUAGAAAAUUGACUUUUGAAAGAAUAGAGGAACUGAAGAAAAGCAUCAAAAAUGAUCAAAUGACUUACAGGAAAUUGAAAAUGCGUAUUGAAGAUAUAAGAAAUGGUAAAGUUGAUUCACAGCUUCCUGCAGUUUGGGAAGAAAUCCAAGCGAGAAAGAGGCGAUUUGAAGAGYUGCAGCAAAUGCAGCAGUCAGGAUCAUUACCAACAUCAGGGGGGGAUGGUUCUGCAAUUCCCUUUCCCAGCCCCACUGGGGUAAAUUUUCCAGUUUCUGCUGGUGCUAUGCUUGGUUUGAAGCAAGGUACACAAGCAACUCCUUCACCUCACAAAGGAAAACAGCUCAGAAUACCUAAGCCAACACCAAGGUUUCAGAAGUAUCAACAGCAGCUUCAACAGCGACAUGGMCAAGGUGGACAACACGGUCAACCUACAGGCAGCCCUGGUGAUGUAGGAAUGCCGGGAGACUCYCCUAGAAGUUCAACAGAUGCUCCCCGCUUAUCAUUAGAUGCUGAACCUUUAAAGACUGAGCCGAUGGAUAUAGACCCAGGUACAGCUGUUCAGACGGUCACUAUAGAUGUCCCUGCUGCCACUGCACCUGAGGUGUUUGUUCCUGAGGUAACUGUUCCUAAAACAGAGCCAAGUGUAACUAGUCCUGCUUCUACUGCAAGGAGACCAUCUUCUGGGAAUGUAAUACCACAGGCAGAUUCAUUAAAGACACUUCUGACACAACCUGUAAAGGAACAGCAUACUGCAGCACAGCUGGACUUAGCAAAAAAAGGCAUUGAUACACAAUCAUUAUCAAGUGGGGCAUCACAAGACAGCCAUACCACCCCACCAGCACCUUCCAUCCAACCUUCAACCAAAAUAAGUGACGUGAAGCCUUUUUUAGGGCAUAGGUCGACUCCAGAGACCCAUAAACUGGAUUCGAUUCGUGAGAGAGUGUCUUCUAUUCCUGGUUCAGCAUGUGUCACAGCACCAACUUUAUCAAAACUCCUCUCGACAUCAACAGCAUCACCUAAUUCUACUAUUGUUGUAAAUUCAGCUUCAUCCAACUCUUUUAUUGAUAAGUCCAUUCCAAACAGAACAAUUGAAAAUACYGUCUCUCCUGGUCUGCCUGGACAGGGCAGAGGAGCUAUUUCUGUWGGUAAGUGACAACUCUUGACAACUGUUGAAGUAGAUGCUUUUCAAAUAUAAGAGAACAAGUUAGGAGUGUUGUGAGGAGUGUUGUGUGCUAAAAUACUUAAUGUAGAGGUAGUGAGUGUGAGAGUACAGGCCCCCAUUUAAACCAGCCUACGCUGAAUUGGGUGGCCUGGUAAAAUA